UCUCCCAAUUGGAUUUGCAUCGGCGCCUAUCUGCUACCUUUGACUUAUAUUGGGUAGGACGCGGUUGAGCAAGCUGUCCGGGCUUUUCCUCUCUCACCUCCUGCUUCGAUCACGAUCUGCACUGGUGUUAUGGCUCCCAAGAGAAAAUCCUCGUCUCAACAUCCCACUUUUGCGCCGACUUCUGGUGAUUCGCAGUCAUCACAACCCUCCACUUCCUCACUUCCCCAGAUUCAUUUCACAAGAGUUCGGACAGACCAAAUCCAUGACGACAUUAGCUAUGUUCAGCGUGAUAGAUCGGGAGGUCCCAAUCUUCAGCCUCCCGGUGUCCCAUCUACGUCGCGUUCCCCCAGCAAAUCCCGAGAUUCGAAACGACGGACGUCUCCAGGACACCGUUUCAUGAGGGAUCCUGGCGGAGAUCCUCAUUCAAACCUAUCAGACCCACCGAACCCCUCAGAGUCUACGCCAACCACACCCGAUCUUUCACCCCUUGGUGGUUGGGAGCCGCCGCUAUUCCACCCUCGGCGGAGUAUUGAUAACCCGCACUCGGCGCCCAUAACAUAUCCCAUUCAUGACCCCGACGCAAUCCUUGAUGCACAGAGAGAGCGCCCAGAUGGUGAUCGAAAGAAAACGGUUCUCAGCGCCACUAAGCUUUUACUCCAAACUGCAUCCUCUGCUCUCAAGACAUCUCCUAUUCCAUACGUCAGCCAAAUCCUGGACUUCCUUCUAACGUUGCUCCAAGUUUACGAGACCGUUGACAGCAAUAACGAAAGUCUUAAGGGCCUUAAUGACGAGGUCCGAAAGGCUUACACUGCCAUCCUGCGGCCACUCGAACUGUAUGCCGGUCAAACUGUCCCUCCCGAAUUGAUUGCUCCGCUCAAAGAGUUUCACGAUGCAUUGGAAGAACAGACCAACCGUAUUGAAUUCCUCAAGCGUCGAGGGCUCUUCAAGAGAAUGGUGACGGCGUCAAAUAUCGCCAACGAUAUAAGCGAUGUGAAGGCAUGCAUCAAUAAAGCUAUUACUUCGGUCUCGGUCCGCUCGCUUUCUCUUUCGAGCGUUGGAUGCUAGCUGACUGAAGGACUCGACAGACAGAGGCGUCGAUUUUAACCCUCAUUCAGACAAUUCGAGCAUCGGUGGAAUCGGAGCUAUCAAAACUCAAGCGAGCGCCUGCCGAACACACUUAUGUGAAGAGCA
This is a messenger RNA of Cantharellus anzutake, 1191 nucleotides long. RefSeq lists its product as uncharacterized. NCBI's taxonomy places the organism in Eukaryota, Fungi, Basidiomycota, Agaricomycetes, Cantharellales, Hydnaceae. Gene Ontology annotation, biological process: cell surface receptor signaling pathway. The coding region runs from base 130 to 1065 and encodes 311 amino acids. The record is from RefSeq and is a predicted model, not a curated record. The transcript has 5 exons.